Cynoglossus semilaevis (tongue sole) is the source of this 1044-nucleotide messenger RNA. RefSeq names its product kremen protein 1-like. The transcript has 3 exons. Lineage: Eukaryota; Metazoa; Chordata; Actinopteri; Pleuronectiformes; Cynoglossidae. The record is from RefSeq and is a predicted model, not a curated record. The coding region runs from base 658 to 948 and encodes 96 amino acids.
ACGUAUCUCGUGAGCACGAGAAACUUUAGGUUAAGCACAGGCAGUUGUGCUCCCUGUGCGUAUGCCCCUAGGCUCUUUUUUUCUUUCAUGACGUAUAAUCCAUUAUUAUUAGUAUGUAUUUCGUAAUAAGUUUCACGUUAUUUCGUAAUAAGUUUCACGUAAUUACGUGAUAACUUUCACGUUACAGUGGUCCCUCUAUUUAUCGCGGUUCUACUUUCGCUUCCUCAGUGAUAAUAUUUUUUUUAUUUUUUAUUUUUGAUAAUAUUUUUUAUUUAAAUACAGUUAAGUAUUUCCUACAUCCCCAACACUGCCUCCCUCCCUGCCUCCCUCCCUCCUUCCAUCCCUCCCUCUGUUCGUUUGGCUGCUUCACCAGCGCUGCAGGUUGAUUCUUGCCCCUAUUUCCUGUCACAUGGGUCGGAAACAGGAUCCCUGCUUUCUACUAUCUGGUCGUGUCUUUGGAGUGUCAGUCUAGCAGUGGCAGUGGAGACCUGUUUUGAAGUUCAGUGGCUUUUUAUAACGUGGGCCCACAAGUCUCUGGUGCGCAGACCCGGACCGUCUCUGAGUCAGAGAGAGUCCGGCUCUUUACUCCGCCGGUCUGCGCAUCCGCACCGUCAGACUGCGCUUCACCUGAGGCUCACUCCACUCUCUAAUCACACCAUGGAUUCCUGGACAGUCGCCGCUUCUUUCCUUCUCAUUGGUUUUAUUUCUUCUGCAGCCCUGAGUUAUUUCGACACCGAGUGUUAUACAGCCAAUGGAGAGGACUACAGGGGGCUCCAGAACCAGACUAGUCUGUAUGGAGGGAAACCCUGUCUCUUCUGGAAUGAGACCUUCCAGCACCCGUACAAUACGCUCAAGUACCCCAGCGGAGAGGGCGGAUUAGGCAGCCACAACUAUUGCAGGUCUUCAACAGCAUGGACAGAUUGUACACCUGAUUGUACGACUUUGUAGUACAGACCUGUGUAGGUGUUGCCACUGUGCAAACAAACAUGAAAUCGAGGAGAAGGAGGAUGACAACUGCCCUGACACUGACAGUAAGGUCUAACA